Messenger RNA from Spirometra erinaceieuropaei, 3548 nucleotides. NCBI's taxonomy places the organism in Eukaryota, Metazoa, Platyhelminthes, Cestoda, Diphyllobothriidea, Diphyllobothriidae. The record is from the annotation of a GenBank genome assembly.
AUGUGCAUCUUCACACACGGUGACUCUGCUCCCCUCCCACUAGGGCUGUCCGGAUGGAUUACCGUCUCGUCAUCUCCACCACAAGGCGCCAUCUGCAACGCCACCGGAGACCGCAAUGAAAGGGACCCCCAGGUAAGCUGAAUACUGCCUUAUUGUCUUUGCCUGCUUACUGUCUGAAUUUCAAAAAUCAACUGACCCAGCGGCUGGAAGACAUGCAGCUGAAGAUGAAAACACCCUCGUCUACAACCUUGCGGAUGGCCACUAAGCAAGUGGCCACCAGGUCAGUUAAAUAUCGUUCUGAUGAAUGUCGUUCUGUUGAAUUUGUCUGCUCACCGUCUACAUUUCAACAAUCAUUUAGCACAGAGAGGGAAGAGAACAUCUGUUUCCCGUCCCUUUAUCCUUCCCCCAUCAUCCCUGCUUCCAACCCACUUCAAAGAGUCCUGCAGAGGGGAUGACAUGCAGUCCCCUAGAUGGCCCGGGCUAACUCGGGACGUUCCCCACUAAACAAGGUCGUGACCCAAAGUGGAGUUCCGCAGCCGUCUGGGGCGACUAAGCAGUCCUAUUUAGGGGCAACACUGCUUGCUCCGCAAGGGCGAGGGCUGGAAAUGGUUCCCUAAACAAAUGCUGGGAUUACGUUCUUUUGCGCGGGGACCGUGGCUUGCAGAUGUAAAACACGCGGUAGAAACCGCCAAAAACAAAACAAUACUCAUUUGGCGCCGUAUUCUCGCAGUUUCUGAUGAUGGUCUCAUGUAAGAGACCGAAAGUUUAGACGAAUACAUGUACUGUCCUAGCGAUCGCGCGUUCAUCUUCUUGUCUUCCCAUCCCAGGGGCUGGUAAGGCGAGUUCGCUCACUCUGACAGCUUGGAAUUUUCGCUUCUUUUUAGACAAUCCGAGGAGCAACCGACCGGAUCGGAGGACGGCCCCAGUCGCUCAAGAACUGGCGCGCUAUUAGGUGAACAUCGCUGCACUCAACGAAACCCGAUUCUCUGAGCAAGGCCAAUUGGUGAAGGCUACACCUUCUUCUGGAGCGGUCGCCCAGAGCAGAACGACGGGACGAAGGCGUCGCCUUUGCCAUUCGGAACGACAUCUUAGAACGACUGCCCUGUCUGCAACAGGUGAGUCCGCUCACUCUGGCAGCCUAGAAUGUUCGUUGCCUUUCAGACAAUGCGAGGAGCAACUAACCGGAACGGAGGGUGACGCUGGUGGCUCGGCAAUUGGCGCGCUAAAAGGUGGACAUCGCAGCACUCAGCGAGAUCCCGCUUUCUGAACAAGGCCAACUGGAGGAGGUGGGUGCCGGCUACACCUUAUUUUGGAGCGAUCGCCCCAAGGCAGAGCGACAAGACGUGAGCGUCGCCUUUGUCAUCGGGACGACAGGUAACAAUUGGGAGAUGGCACCCAAAAAAUCCGCCCAACCAAAGCAGCCUGUCUUACGGGAUUGCGUGGAUAAAUAUAAAUAAUAAUAAGAAGUUUUUUCAGAAAUGGCUUUUCGAACGAUAAAGUUUAACCUCAUCACUAUAUGGCAACAAAAAUGUGCGCGGUGUCGGAUUUACUUGAAGAGGCAGAUAAUAUGCAGUCGAUCCAGCUCGUAUUUCCUGCUUAAUGGCUUUUUUAAAUAGGGGAUUGAAAGCGGAAUACAGUUGGCUAAAGGAAACGUUCUACGUUGUGCUGUUCAUGACCCUAUGCCUUCAUAUCCUCGCUUUCAAAACUGCACGUUCAAUAAACACAGAGGACGUGAUUGAAAACAUCGCCGCACCUGACCCCGACGAGUUGCCAUUUUGUGAAAUUGCUUAGCUGAUGAUACCGUCUGUCUAGGAUUGUAUGCUUUUAAAGCUUUCCGGCCCUCAGUAAAGUACCCUUAUUUUAUUCCUUUCAUCAGCCUGUGGACGAACACUCAUGCAGUCCUCCGGCAUAUUCUCAUCGGUAACGGAAAUUUUUGGAUGCCAUCUCCCAAUUGCUACCGGGACGACAUCGUCGGACGACUGCUCUGGCUGCCGCAGGGCAUUAACGAUCGUCUGAUGAGCCUCCGCCUGCCUCUCCAGGGAGGCAAAUUCACCAUCAUCGCCAGUGUGCACGCUCCCCCCCCCUCCCCCGAUGACCAGCCCUGACGCUGCAAGAAUCAAAUUCUACGAGGACCUGAACGCCCUCCUGGCGUCUGUGCCGAAGGCGGAUAAGUUGAUUGACCUUGGUGACUUCAACGCCCGCGUCGGCACAGACCAUGCUGCCUGGAGGUGAGUGCUGGGUCUCCAUGGUCUCAAUGGCUCCAAUGACAAUGGUCUGCUCCUCCUACGAACCUGCUCUGAACACCGAUUCAAUCUGAGCAACGUCUUCUUCCGCCUCCCGGUGCAAGAGAAGGCCACCUAGAUGCACCCUUGGCAGAGACACUAGCACAUGCUGGACUAUGCCCUUUUUCAGAGGCGAGACAAGCUGGAAGUGCUGGUGACAAUAGCAUCCGUAGAGAACCGACGAUGUCACCCGCGAGACAUAGUUCAGUCAACCGCUCUGGCUGUUCUCGGUCGUGCACGCCGCAAACACCAGGACUGGUUCGACGGCGAUGACGCCGCCCCUAGCAACCUACUCGCCGAGAAGAAUUGACUACACAAAGCCUUCGUCAAUUGCCCUACUGACGACAAUAAAGCAGCCUUUUACCGUAGUCGCCGCCUUGUGCAACAGCGGCUGUGGAAGAUGCAGAAAUUUAGCGAAUAGGCGGUGAGAGUGACUGCUCCUUACGCGGUCAUCUUCAGACCAAAUCCCAAGUUGUAAAGAGAAGAUGUGGGACGCCAGUUGGGAAGAGGGUUUAUUAUGUACAGAAUAAUAGACGAAAGCUGGCAUCCGGAUGAGGGUGCAUCCGGCGCCGCGAAGGCGGCGUCCGCCAGAGCGACCUGCCGUGUCGCAGUAAUUCGCCGCCGCAACCGUGUCAAGACAGGUUGUUUGCAACAGUGGUCUACUCUGUCCGCCUGUAUAACCAAUCAGUGAGAAGAGUUGCGUUGAUUGGCUCCGAGUGCACGCUAGGGUAAUUACAAGCCCCGCAUGGUCCAGGCAGAGGAUCGAUUAGAAGUGUGUUGUGGACUGAAUUGCAGCGGAACAAAUCGAAGCCAGGCAGGCGUGCGUGCCUAGGCAGGCUGUCGCUGGUGCGCAGGUGCAGGCAUUAGCGAGAGGCGCGGCGUUGCUAUGAUCGCUAUCCGCAACAGGAGGCCUGGACAGUUCGCAAGGUCGAGGAGAUCCAAGGGUACGCGGACCGCAACGGAUGGAAGAACUUCGUCACUGUGGUCAAGGCUGUCUACGGUGCCACAGCCAAAGAAACCGCUCCUAUCCUCAGCACCGAUGGAACUGCCCUGUUUUCUGAGAAGGCGCAAAUUCAGCAGCGAUGGACCGAAAACUUCAGGGGCAUCCUCAGUCGACCCUCCACCAUCUCCGACGCCGCCAUCGCCAGUUUGUCUCAAGUGGAGACCGACGCAGAUCUUAACCUCCCGCCCUCUCCGCGAAACCAUCAUUGCCGUGCAGCAGUUCUCCAGUGGAAAAGCGCCCCGAUCGGACAGGAUCCCUUCUGA